AUGGAAGGAGAUGGAACAGUAGUAGCAGCAGCAGCAGCAUCAUCCUGUCCACUUCAAUCACUGAAGCAAUCGUCGUUUUGCGCAAGACUUCGCAAUUCGAAAAUCAACAAAAGUGGAGGACUCAACGGACGACACUAUGAAACGGUAUAUUUGAAAUGUCAAAUUACCAAACCAAUAUCUGAAUCUCUUGAUAGUGAUAGUCGUUUCCUCCUUCCUUCUUUGUCUCCUUCACCAUGUCAAAUGUCAGAUUCGCUUGUUAAAGAGUCUCAUUCGCUGGCGUUUUUGCCACUUUGA
Messenger RNA from Loa loa (African eye worm), 294 nucleotides. RefSeq lists its product as hypothetical. The transcript has 2 exons. Lineage: Eukaryota; Metazoa; Nematoda; Chromadorea; Rhabditida; Onchocercidae. The record is from RefSeq and is a predicted model, not a curated record. The coding region runs from base 1 to 294 and encodes 97 amino acids.